Ostrea edulis (European flat oyster) is the source of this 1603-nucleotide messenger RNA. RefSeq names its product estradiol 17-beta-dehydrogenase 8-like. The record is from RefSeq and is a predicted model, not a curated record. Bases 72 to 812 code for a protein of 246 amino acids. The transcript has 8 exons. Lineage: Eukaryota; Metazoa; Mollusca; Bivalvia; Ostreida; Ostreidae. Gene Ontology annotation, molecular function: oxidoreductase activity, acting on the CH-OH group of donors, NAD or NADP as acceptor.
AUACAUGCUACUUUCGUUUUCAAUUUAAGACGAACUUUGAUCAGAGAAAGAGAAACUAAGAAAACUACAACAUGUUGUCGGGUCGACUGGCAGUUGUAACAGGUGCUGGGAGUGGAAUUGGGCGUGCAGUAUGCCGAAUUUUUGCAUCAGAGGGAGCCACAGUAAUUGCUGCAGAUAUGAAUGAUAAGGGAAUGGCAGAAACUAUGUCCAUGAUCCAAGACACAGGUGAUCAUCAAUCGUAUCAAUGUGAUGUAUCGAGUUCCGCCUCAAUCACCGAUCUGGUGGGUAAAAUUAAGGAGAGAUAUUCAUCAGCUCCACAUGUAGCAGUGAACUCCGCAGGGAUUACCAGAGACCGGACAAUGAUGAAACUAACAGAAGAAGAUUUUGACAAAGUCAUAGAUGUCAAUCUCAAGGGAACAUGGUUGCUAAAUAAAGCAAUUGGAAAGGCAAUGUUAUCAGACAAAGUACCCGGCUCCAUUGUGAACAUAUCAAGUCUUGUUGGGAAGACAGGAAACGUAGGACAAACCAAUUAUGCUGCCUCGAAGGCUGGAGUGAUAGGUCUCACAAAGUCCAUGGCCAAAGAAAUGGGAAAGUUUAACAUCAGAGUAAAUGCUGUGUUGCCAGGAUUUAUCGAGACACCUAUGACUGAAGUAGUGCCAGAAAAUUUAAUGCAAAUGACCAAGCUCUUGAUUCCAUUGGGGCGCCUUGGCAAUCCAGAAGAAAUUGCAAAUACCUGUGCCUUUUUAGCUUCAGAGAAGAGUAGCUACAUUACAGGUGCUACAAUCGAAGUUACAGGUGGACUCUUCAUGUAAUCGGGAACAUGACUUUGUCUGUGAUAUGAGAUUUGACAUGAAAAAAAAUUCUAGAUACAAGUACAUUUUUACAUUUUAUCAAAAUCAACAUUUGAGAUGUGACUGUGUGCAGUCUUUGUUGAGUCUUGUACUAACAAAUGUGAUACUAUUAGAGCUGGGGAUGGUCCUGGACUGACAAAUGUGAUACUAUUAGAGCUGGGGAUGGUCCUGGACUGGAAUGGUGCUGAAUGAUGAUGGAAUCCUUAUUUCUGCCAGGAACUUUAUGGAAGAGUAGGGAUCUGUAUUCUUCUUGGCAGAUUUCUUUGUAACUGUGAAGGAAGAACCCAAGAGCUAUGUAUAAACUAUUAAAGAGCAUUCAAAAUCAGGAAUAUUCAACAACAGAUUUUGGACUAAAACUGCAGAUCAUGGACACAGUUACUGAUAGAAGUACAAAAUCGCGAUGUGGUUUUAGUUGUUUGCUAUGCUGUGGAAUGUUGAUGAUAGUCCAGUCCAUGCACAACAUUGUGUCAGUUGAUUACAUAUUAUGAAAAUGGUGCACUUGUGUCGGUGACAUAUUCAGAUGAACUCAAACUUCUAUCAGAAAAGUAUUUUGACACAUUCAGUAGUCAUAAGGUCCAUUGUAAUAUUCCUGCCAUCAGAGAUCUCAGAAAAGUUCAGUAUAAAGCAACACGCCUGAAGAAUAUAUGCAUUCAUUUGAAAUUCCGAUAACAUUUGUACAUGUGUUAGAGAAUACGUGCAUAUUUUUGUGGUUAAACUACAAUAAUCAGAUGAUAAAUUAUUAGAAUAUUUCA